CCAACCCUGCCCCCACCCUCACUGUGUCACCCUCCCAGGCAGAUAGCAGACGUAGGAGCGGUGCCCUGCUCUCAGCGCGCCCUGGCGAAGACUACAAGGCGCUUCUAAACGGAAACAGACGUGACGCGCAGAGGGCCCAGCGGUUGCUUCGUCUGCAGUGCAACGACUCGACCAAGGAACAAAGAUCGCCAUCCGCCUGACCCUCGGUCGUUUUCCUUUCGUAUUUCAUCCGCGUGAAUUACCGCGUUUCAAAAAGAAAAAAAAUCAAAGGAAAGCUUUAUAGUUCAGGAAAUGGUACUUGGUUGUGUCGUGUUGGGUGGGUGUCCAUGGGAAUUAGUGUCAUCGGGGCGGGUACUUGAGUGUAACAGACAAGUCAGGUCCUACUAAAACUGUUAAUUCCGACGUCUAUAACUGAUCCGCGAGUGCAUUAAAGGAUAUACAAUCAUUGAAACCAAACUACUCUUGGUAAGUUAAAAGGACAUUACAAAUACUUCCCUGAAAAAAUAACCAUUGUCGCGCUUUGAUCUGCGUACCUCCGAACAAGUAAAAGGAGCCGACUGAAAUCAUGCUCACUCGUAAACACAUGUGAUUCCUUAGUUACGAGCUCUCUGGACGAUAAUACGGACGUGUCCUGAGUUCUGCGAGUGAGAAUGACAGGGUUCCCGAGUACAAAGCGCGGCGUGGCAGUGCAGGCGAGCGAUGAGAGGAAGCGGGUAGGGUGAGCCCGCCUGUUGCAUCAGUGCAAAAACAACAGAACCUGUAAGUGUAAUAGUCUCGAAAGAAGAUGGUUGCGUAAAAAGUGCCGUUAAAAACAAAAGGACUGAGGGAGAGGAAUUAACGGUCAUUAGGUUACAGAUCAAGGCGUAAGAAGAAACAAUCAAAUGUAACCUCGUGAAAGCAAAACAGGAAGGUGUCAACACCAUCGACGCUAUACGAAAGAGCGCUGUCAUCUUUUUGUGUUGGACGAGAAUGAAGACCCAGCCAAGCAAGCGCGUGGCUUUCUCGCCACUGCCAGACGAAGACAAGGACGCAGACGAACAAACCGUCGCGGAAAAGGACGCCGACGGCCUUGUAUCGGAAAGACCACCGAGCAUCUGCAAGUUCACGUGGUGGAAUGAGCUCGUGAUAUGGUUUUCCAUGAUCUUCUACGUGGCCGACCUGUGCCUGGACCUGUGGGUGUGCGUGGCCCACUUCAAGGCGCGGUUACCCAAGUCGGGAUGGUUUAUCUUCUUCUGCAUCCUGCUUCCUAACCUCUACGCUGGGUACAAGUCGCUGCAGUGGUACCUCAGAGCGCACGCCAUCACCCCCCUGCGAAGGCCUCUGGUAUGGAUCAUCCGGGUCUUUUUCUUCCCUAUCAGUCCCCUCCUCAGGUACAUAGACGCUCUGAUGUAUGGCUACCAAGCCCGUCAGGCGUGGAAGCAAGGCAACCUCCCGAAGGAACGCAAGAACUUCGAGAACUACCUGGUGGAGAGCGCGGAGGUGGCCAUGCUGCGCCUCGUCGUCAUAUUCCUCGAGGACGCGCCCAUCGUCGUCCUCAACCUCACCGAACUCAUCAAGACGCCACCCAGCGAAUGGACAGACAUCCAGGAGGGCAAGCCUGACCCGGAAUUCGUCCGCCUGGGUUCGGUCGUGGCCAAGCUCGCGUGCACCAUGACCCUGGGCGUCGUGCACUACAUGUCGUGCAACAAGUUGGCGUGGCACUUAGCCAACACCCAGCAGCAGGACCGGCAGAUGCAACAGCAGGAGGAGGAAGAGGACGCUGCCGCAGGGAAGAGACACAAGCAGCCUUGGGAAAAGAAAGGAGUGCUAUCGUGGGCAGCGGAGUUCGCUAUCUACUGCUGGCAGCUUCUGUCCAUCGGUUCUCGCGUCGUGGCCUACGCCCUCUUCUCGGUGGUCCACUUCCGCCUGCUGUGGGUCCCCAUCAUGCUGCGCUGGAUGAUCCACUCCGUGUGGAUCUUCUUCGACGUGCGGGAGAUGUCCAUCGUGAACUCGAUCGCCUUCGGGGGCGUCUACCUCUUCUCGUUCGUCACCACGUCGCCCGGGCGCCAGAUCCUACGAAUUCUCCUGUAUUACGUCAUCACCUUCGGCGAAAACAUAAUCAUCGGAAUCCUGUGGAGUUACGGCGCGCCGAACAACUACUUCCAAGAGGCCGGUUUGGGCGUGAUGUUCGGGGGAGCGGCUGGCGGCCUGCUGUUCCUCACGCUGUACUACGGCUGCUUCCACCCCGACAAGGCCUCGACGUGGGGCUGGCAGUGGCUGCGCGAACGGAGGGCGCAGAGGCCGCAGCGAUCGGCGGUGGUGUAGAGGGCGCGGGCGGGAAGGAGGGAGGGGGCGCGGGCUUAAGGGUUUUCCUGGCGCAUUUUAUAAUUUAGAUACCAAUUUAGAUAUGUAUUUUUGAUACGCACAGUUACACACGCACGCGCGCGCGCGACACACACACACACACACACACACACACACACACACACACACACACACACACACACACACACACUCACACUCACAC
Messenger RNA from Penaeus vannamei (Pacific white shrimp), 2506 nucleotides. Its product is annotated as XK-related protein 6. The record is from RefSeq and is a predicted model, not a curated record. NCBI's taxonomy places the organism in Eukaryota, Metazoa, Arthropoda, Malacostraca, Decapoda, Penaeidae. Gene Ontology annotation, cellular component: membrane.